Messenger RNA from Ctenocephalides felis (cat flea), 492 nucleotides. RefSeq lists its product as uncharacterized. The coding region runs from base 76 to 492 and encodes 138 amino acids. The record is from RefSeq and is a predicted model, not a curated record. The transcript has 5 exons. Lineage: Eukaryota; Metazoa; Arthropoda; Insecta; Siphonaptera; Pulicidae.
AUGGUCGUGCAUAAAGUUAUUUGAUUCGAGAGUUCAAUUAUAAAUUAUAUACUUUUGCUAUUUUGAGUAACCAAAAUGCCGCUGCUUCCAAAAGUAACAGAAGCUGAAGAUGAAGUUGAUAUUUCUGGAACAUCCCCGGAAGAAAAGAAAUUUGAGUUGCAUAUUCAAGUAUCAACAAACGAAGCAGCCGAUUGCGAAAUCCAUGUAAAUGGAUGUUCAGUUCUAAAAACUUUGGAUUCUGAAGAUGUGUUGACAUCUUCUCUAAGUGAUAUGAAGAAUUCAUCAAGAAAAUUGCCACCUAUCAUCUGUGGAAAUGGCAAAAGUUCUUCCACACUUUUCGUUCCAUUUUCUCAGCAAAAGAAUGUGCUUUCUCCAGGAACAAAAUCCAAGUUUCACACCAACUGUUGUGUUCAAAACUUUGGUAAAAAUGAUUUUAGGAGAAGAUACAGCCCGAGGAGGAAAUCUGAGGGUAUCGAAGACGAAUCUUCUUAA